GAGCGUCAGAAGCAGCUGGAAAGCCUUGGCAUUUCCCUUCAGUCUUCAGGAAUAAAGGUUGGGGAUAACAAGUGCUUCCUGGUUAAUCUGAAUGCAGACCCAGCUCUCAAUGAACUUCUGGUGUACUAUUUAAAGGAGCACACAUUAAUAGGAUCAGACAACUCUCAAGAUAUCCAGCUAUGUGGAAUGGGAAUUCUUCCUGAACAUUGCAUUAUAGACAUCACUCCAGAAGGACAGGUGAUGUUAACACCUCAGAAGAACACGAGGACAUUUGUAAAUGGGUCUGCUGUUACGGGUCCUGUCCAGCUACAUCAUGGAGACAGAAUACUAUGGGGAAACAACCACUUCUUCAGGCUGAACUUGCCAAAGAAGAAAAAGAAGGCAGAACAGGAAGAUGAAGAGCGAGACAACUCUAUGAAGUGCAGCAACAGCAUCGAGCAGCUGGACAUAGAUGGGGACAAUUCCAGUGAAGUGUCCAGUGAGAUUAACUUCAGCUAUGAGUAUGCCCAAAUGGAAGUCACUAUGAAGGCGCUUGGUAGCAAUGAUCCAAUGCAGUCUAUCCUGCAAAGCCUGGAGCAGCAGCACGAGGAGGAGAAGAGAUCCGCGCUGGAACGGCAGAGGCUGAUGUACGAGCAUGAGCUGGAGCAGCUGAGGAGGCGACUGUCCCCCGAGAAGCAGCAUUUCCGCAGCAUGGACAGGUUCUCCUUCCACUCCCCCAGUGCUCAGCAGCGCCUACGGCAGUGGGCAGAAGAGAGAGAGGAAAUGUUGACCCACAGCCUGAGGAAGCUGCGAGAGCAGAUUGUUAAAGCCAAUUUAUAUGUGAGAGAAGCCAAUUUCAUUGGAGAGGAAUUAGACAAGAGGACAGAGUAUAAAGUCACACUCCAGAUCCCAGCUUCAAGCCUUAAUGCUAACAGUAAGAGAGGUGCAAUUCUCAGCGAGCCUGCUAUUCAGGUGAGAAGAAAAGGGAAAGGCAAACAGAUUUGGUCACUGGAAAAACUGGAAAAUCGACUGGUAGAUAUGAGGGAUCUCUACCAAGAGUGGAAAGACUGUGAGGAAGACAACCCAGUGAUGAGAGCGUACUUCAGGCGAGCUGAUCCGUUCUAUGAUGAACACGAAAACCACAGCCUUAUUGGAGUAGCCAAUGUUUUUCUUGAGUGCCUCUUCUAUGAUGUGAAGCUACAGUAUGCCGUUCCCAUCAUCAAUCAGAAGGGAGAGGUGUCUGGUCGUCUCCAUGUUGAAGUUGUUCGUGUGAGUGGGGAGAUAGAGGACAGGCUGGUAGGAGGUGAGGAUAGUCCAGAAUCUUCACCCGAAAAUGACAUUCAGGAGAGAAAACUCGUCUGCAUGAUUAAAAUACUUCAAGCCACAGGCUUACCACAACACCUCUCCAACUUUGUGUUCUGCAAAUACACGUUCUGGGAUCAGCUGGAGCCAGUUAAUGUUGCCCCUGAGGUGUAUCCUUCCUUAUCUCCCAGCAGCAAGGAGCCACGGUGCAUGGUUGUCUUCGAUCACUGCAGUGAAUUUUCUGUAAGUAUUUCUGAAGACUUCAUGGAGCAUCUUUAUGAUGGUGCUUUGGCAAUUGAGGUUUACGGGCACAAGCAGAGUGGCGAUCGCAGGAAUCCAGCCCUGUGGGAUUUGGGAAUAAUUCAAGCCAAAACACGAAGUCUUCGUGACAGGUGGAGCGAAGUAACCCGAAAACUAGAGCUCUGGGUUCAAAUUCUAGAGCUGAACGAGAACGGGGAAUACUGCCCAGUGGAGGUGACUCCUGCCAAGGACGUCAGCACCGGAGGCAUCUUUCAGCUCAGACAGGGGCAGUCUCGACGAGUUCAGGUCGAAGUGAGAUCCGUUCAGGAAUCUGGGACCUUGCCACUAAUGGAGGAAUCCAUAUUGUCCAUCGGCAUCGGCUGUGUUCAAAUAAAGCAUGUUAAGCCACAAAAAAUACAUGAAAGUUAUCAGGAGGAAGAGGAUGACAUGGACAGUUAUCAGGAUAGGGAUUUGGAGAGGCUGCGUCGGAAGUGGCUGUGUGCCUUAACGAAGCGCCAGGAAUAUCUCGAUCAGCAAUUGCAAAAACUUGUUGGGAAACCUGAUAAAACAGAAGAUGAUGCGGAUCGGGAGGCACAGCUUUUAGAGAUGAGGCUGACCCUUACUGAAGAACGAAAUGCUGUCAUGGUCCCUUCUGCUGGCAGUGGCAUCCCUGGAGCUCCAGCAGAGUGGACUCCGGUGCCUGGUAUGGAAACUCACAUUCCUGUUAUUUUCCUUGACUUGAAUGCUGAUGACUUCAGCUCCCAAGAUAACCUCGACGACCCAGAAGCAGGUGGCUGGGAUGCUACUCUCGUUGCAGAAGAAGAGGAGGAAUUUUUUGAGCUGCAGAUUGUGAAGCAUCAUGAUAGUGAGGUGAAAGCAGAAGCCUCCUGGGACUCCACAGUCCACGACUGUAUCCAGCUCAGCAGAGGCACAGCAGCAGAUGAGAGGGUUUACCUGAUCGUGAGAGCCACCGUCCAGCUCAGCCACCCUGCAGAGAUGCAGCUAGUGCUCCGCAAACGCAUCUGCGUUAACGUGUACGGCAGACAGGGCUUUGCACAGAGUUUCCUCAGGAGAAUGUCCCACCGAAGCUCAAUUCCUGGCUGUGGUGUCACCUUUGAGAUAGUCUCAAAUAUUCCAGAGGAUGCCCAAGGAGCUGAGGAGCGGGAAGCACUAGCCCGGAUGGCAGCCAACGUGGAAGACGCCGCCUCGGCCGACUCGGAAGCCUAUAUUGAGAAGUACCUGCGGAGCGUCCUGGCCGUGGAGAACAUCCUCACCCUGGAUCGGCUGCGCCAGGAAGUUGCUGUAAAGGAGCAGCUAAUGGGAAAAGGAAAACUCUGCAGGAGGAGCCUGAGCUCUCCCAAUGUGAACCGGCUUUCCGGAAGCCGCCAAGAUUUAGCUCCCCCCUACAACUUGCUCAGUAACCGGGGUCGAUGGGAGAGCCAGCAGGAUAUAUCCCAAGGUGCCGCCAAUUCCAACAGAGGAAUUAGCCCAUCUCGGAGCUCUCUGCCAGGUUCUGUGCAACAGAACCACUCUCCUGAUCCAGCUGGACUUGGUAGCCUUGCUGCUUCCUACCUGAAUCCUGUCAAAUCCUUUGUGCCUCAGAUGCCAAAGCUCCUGAAGUCUCUCUUUCCUGUCCGAGAUGAGAAGAAGGGCAGGCAGACCUCUCCUCUUGCACAGCAGCCUGUCCCGCGAAUUAUGGUUCAGUCUGCCAGUAUUGAUGCCAGUGCUACGAGGAUAAAACAGACUAACCCCAGGGAAGCGGGGAAGCAGCCGUUCGAAAUGGCCGUGCAGACGGCGGAGGCGGAGAAGCCUCCGGAGAAGACGCCCCAAGUGCCUUCGCAGCAGCCGCCCGCAGACGCCCAGGAGUCGCAGGAAGGGCCCCCGAGCCCUCUGAGCGAAGCCUCGAGCGGCUACUUCUCCCACGCUGUGAAAUCCAAGCAUUUGGUUUCUCCCGUGGCUCCGGGAGAGCCGGUGAAUGAUGCCACGGGAGCCUCCGAAGCAAAACCUUUUCUUCCUACCUCCGCUCCAAAGGAGGAGUUGCCACGCAGGCAGCCAGUGGAGCCGGCAGGACAAGCCCCUGGGAAAGCAGAAACCGCCUCAGAACUGGGGGUUCCCAAACCACAGCUUCAUCCCGACCCGUUGUCCCAACCCAGCGUUGCAGCCUCCCCCUUCAAAAUCCAGAAAAUCAAGACGUCCGAGCUCAAGUCCUUCUCCAGCAUGUUGGGGCCCGAUGCGACGUGUCCCCUGAGCGCCCAAGAGCUGCAGGAAGGGGACAGGAGCUCCCCCUCCGCACGAGGACUGGGCCACAACGGAGCAGAGGAGGCAGACGAGAAACUGGAAGUGGCUUCUGACUCCGAAGAUGCCAAUGAAAUUCCCGAGUGGCUGAAAGAGGGAGAAUAUGUCACAGUCGGCGCAAAUAAGACGGGCAUCGUUAGAUACGUUGGUCCCACAGACUUUCAAGAGGGAACAUGGGUCGGCGUGGAGCUGGAUUUACCUUCAGGCAAGAACGACGGCUCCAUCGGGGGCAAGCAGUAUUUCAGGUGCAACCCCGGCUACGGGCUGCUCGUGAAGCCGGGCAGGGUGAAGAAGGCGCCGGGGCCGGCGAGGCGCCGCAGCGCUGGGUUGCGGCUCCAGGGAGACGCCAGGAGGGGCGGCGGCAGCUUCUCCGCCUCGGCCUCCAACCUGGCCUCGCUCACGGCCCUGGCCAAGGCGGAAGGAGGCUCCGUGCGAGCGGAGAAGGGCCAGAGAAACGCGGAGAACCGCAAAUCCUGGGCGAACUGA
Molecule: messenger RNA, 4302 nt
Organism: Tinamus guttatus (white-throated tinamou)
Lineage: Eukaryota; Metazoa; Chordata; Aves; Tinamiformes; Tinamidae
Source: RefSeq, a predicted model, not a curated record